Molecule: messenger RNA, 1890 nt
Organism: Macrosiphum euphorbiae (potato aphid)
Lineage: Eukaryota; Metazoa; Arthropoda; Insecta; Hemiptera; Aphididae
Source: the annotation of a GenBank genome assembly
AUGUUAUCCAAAUAUAUUUUAAUUCUCAUAUCAAUCACCAACACAUGUGCUGAGGAAGAUAUAGCUAUAACUGUGUCACCCGGAGCAUUUUUCGAAGAAAUCCAAGAAGCCAUCUUAUACGACAAAAGUAUUCCUCUGGUAUACACGCAAGAAAUCCAAGAUAACAAUUCAAACAACAUAAAUUAUAGCUGGGGGGUACAAAAAUAUUGUACAAAUAAAAACACCAAUUAUUGUAAUAUUAUGAAAGAAACGUUAGAAAUCCUAACUACCAUAAAUAAAAAUAUAGAGGACAACGACAAAGAUAUAUUAGAGAUCAUAAACCUCAACCUUAAAAAUAAUAGAUCAAAGAGAGGCAUACAAUUAUUCGGGAACCUGUACCAUUUCUGUUGCAAUAUAGCUACUGAAAAACAAUUGAAAAAUAUUUAUACGAACGAAGAAGCGUUAAAUCAACAAAUUAAUAAAUUUAAAGAUGUUUUCGUGUCAGAUCAUAGGGAUUUAAUUAAUAUUACAACCGAAUUAAACAAAUAUACUAAAAACACAAAUAAUAAUAUAAAACUGUUAAAAGAAAACUUCAUCAAAUUCACAAAUGAGGAAAAAACCAAUAAUUUAAUAGAAAAAACAAACCACGAAAACACAAUUCAAGGUAUCCAAGAAAUAAUAUACAACCUCAUGAAAAUAAUAUUAAAAUUCACAAAUUAUGAAAGAGACACUAGUACUCACUUACACUGUAAGUUACAAAAAAUACCACCAAGAAUAAUAGAGUCCAAAACAUUGUAUAAUGACCUCAUAAAACUAGAAAACACAAUAAAAAAAGAUGGGUACGAACUGACCAUUCCGUGGGAAAAUCUUUCAGCGUAUUAUAAUUUACCUAUAGCUGAGUGUCAAUUUUCAAAAACAAAAAUUCUAAUAAAAGUAAAAAUACCGAUCCAAGAAAGAUUUGCUAAAUGGAAAUUGUACCAAUACAUACCGAUACACUUCAAAUUUCAUGACUCUGUCUGUCUGAUACAUUCAGAAAAAACAUAUAUCGCAAAUAAUUAUAUAAAUUACGAACAUAGGAUUAUUUCAGGAAUUGGACUACAACAUUGUGAUCCACCCAUUACUGAUUUAUGUUACAUCCCAAAAUUCUCGUCCGAUAUCACCCUCUCACCAAAAUGUGUAGAAGCAAUAUUUAAGAACCUACCAUUAGACGUAAUUAAUCAAUACUGUUAUUUUCAAUGUGUUAAACAACAAGUUGAAGAUUCUACAAUAAUUAAACAAAUAGGAAUACACACCUAUGCACUAACAAACCCACAGCCAACUCUAAAAAUAAAAAUUGAAAAGUUAAAUACAACAAUUAUAAAAGAACUUAACAUAAACUAUAGCUAUCCAGGGUUAAUUAAAAUAUCGUUCCCAUGUAAUUAUGAAUUAUUAAAGGACGAAAAGAUUUUAAUCCCAAAAAUGUACCCAUGUGAAUCUAAUAACCUAAACAAAUUCAAAAUUAAUAGAAUAUUACCAGUAUCUUGGACAAAAAUUAAGUCAUUAAAAACCAAUUAUGAAGAAACCAAAGAUAAUAAUAUGUACUUUACCAAUAUGUCAGAAAUAUUAAAUACAGAUUGGACCAAACAAAUACCAAACAUAGAUAAAUACUUAAAUGAUAUCAUCCUAAAAAAAAUUAAACAACCAUUUGUAGAUGAAUUCUUAGGAGACAUCAUAUACUUAACAUGGCUAACAAUCCUCACAAUCACAAUAGGUUUCAUUAUUUACAAAAUUUAUCCUGUAAUAAUUAAAAGCGAAUUUAUGACCUUGCCACCACCAAUUCCACCCAGAAUGAUACUAAAAAAAAAUAUAUUAAUAAAAGACUCAAUACAUAUUAUAUACAAUAUACAUAAAUAUUUAUACCCAUUUAUUUAG